AUCUUUGGCAAGAUUGUGUACCAUUUUGUUAUGGCUCUCAGCUGAGUGUAUGAGAAUUGGUUUUGUUUUGUUGUGUCAAUUGUUUUAAAAGUAGUGUUAUGAAUUGUAGUGUUUACCAAUGUGUUAAAAUUUCACUGCAUCCAUUAGUUGUAUAAAUCUCAGUUACCAAAAGACAAUGUUUAUCAUAAUGGAUUUCCACUGGGAGAGUAUUUUUGAGAACGUCUGUCAAGCGUAAACAGUUCAAACAAUGUUCAUGUUUUAGGGUCUAAAAUGUGUGAAUAAUAUUUUAAUGGCGUUCUUAAUUGCAAAAUAUCAGCACCUUGUAGGAAACCACCACAUAUAUUUUAUGUGGGAUCGUUUUUUUACAUGGUGCUAGCAAAGCAAGGGGCAGGCACAGCAAUGGUCACGCCAUCGGAGUAUCAAUGGGCAUAUUCCAUCAUGGAUUCUUCCCGUGUCUCCACCUUCCUCAUCUCCAUUCUGCUAAUUGUGUAUGGCAGUUUCAGGUCCCUGAACAUGGAGCAGGAGGCACGGGAAAGGGAGAAAGAGAAGGAGCGAGCCCAAAGCUUGUCCGGGUUGUUGGCUACACCAACUUCAUCUGAAAAUAGUGUGACCACAUUGGACACAAUGCAAGCACUUUGUUUGCCACUUGGUGCCUCAAUCUCAUUGCUUGUCAUGUUCUUCUUCUUUGAUUCAAUGCAGAUGUUAUUUGCUAUCUGCACAGCAAUCAUUGCAACAGUGGCGCUUGCAUUCCUGCUGCUUCCUAUGUGCCAAUAUGUAAUUAGGCCAUGUUCAGAUGGAAACAAGAUCUCUUUCGGUGUAUGUGGUCGAUUUACUGGUGCAGAGCUCCUUUCAAUUUCACUGGCUGUGUGCAUUGUGUGCAUCUGGGUACUCACAGGUCAUUGGUUACUCAUGGAUGCUAUGGGAAUGGGGCUCUGCGUAGCUUUCAUUGCAUUUGUUCGUCUACCAAGUCUCAAAGUUUCAACUCUCCUGCUAACUGGCCUCCUCAUCUAUGAUGUUUUCUGGGUUUUUUUUUCCUCCUACAUUUUCAGCACAAAUGUAAUGGUCAAGGUAGCAACACGUCCUGCAGAGAAUCCAGUUGGUCUUGUAGCCAGAAAACUGCAUUUAGGAGGUGUUGUUAAAGAAGCUCCAAAGUUGUCACUGCCUGGAAAGCUGGUUUUCCCAAGUCUUCAUAAUGCUGGUCAUUUUUCCAUGCUUGGACUUGGUGACAUUGUCAUGCCUGGACUCCUCUUGUGUUUUGUUUUACGCUAUGAUGCGUACAAAAAGUCCCAGCUGGUUCAUCUUGGAGAAACGGGUCUCCCACCGCCAAAACACUUGAACAAAAUCAGCUACUUUCACUGCUCGUUGAUUGGCUACUUCCUAGGACUUUUGACUGCAACAGUAUCAUCUGAAGUCUUCAAGGCAGCGCAGCCAGCUCUUCUUUAUUUAGUUCCAUUCACUCUUCUGCCUUUACUUACAAUGGCCUAUGUGAAGGGGGACUUAAGGCGAAUGUGGAGUGAACCAUUUAUAACCCACCCACCAUCAAAGCAUUUGGAAGUCUGACAUUCAUCUUUCACCUCCAAGAGAAUUUUAUCAAGUGGUAAAGUAAGAAGCCUCUUCAACCGACUGACAGUGCAUGAAAGUUUGCAGUCACGUUAAAGACAUUAUACGGUACGGAUAGAAGGCAUACAUGUGAAUAGUUGUAAGCGUGUUUUGUGUUUGCAAUUUAAAACAAACAUUUAGUUUCAUAUUGUAUGAAACUUGUCUAUUUGCAGUAUGACAUUAUUGUGAUGUAAGACUGUUUUCUUUAGCACCUCUUUGUUCAACUUAAAUGAGAAAUUAAAUGGCGGCUGUGGAUAUCCAAACACAUAAAUAUGUUGUACAGUCUCAUGUAUUUUUCUCGUUUGUUUUAAUUUAUGUGUGAUAUUGAUUGCUUGACAGUAUGUAGGCAGCACAUUUUUGUCAACCUCCACAAAAAAGUUGAUCCAAAUUGACAAGUUCCUAUUGUGAGGAGGCAAUUUUAUGUUAAUUUUUUUAUAUGUGUUUAUAAUUUGCAAUGUUAUUUAUACGUACAUUUACACAUUCAUCAACAUAUUUAGAAAGGUUUUAAUUGAGUUGGAAAGUUUGAAUGUCACCUUGUUAGAUGCUCUUACAACAAGUCAUGACAUUUAAUUUAUAAAUUUUGAAUGUACAAAUUCAACAUAAGUUGCAGAGUUUUUAUUAACUUUAGCAAAGGAUGCUAGUUAAUAACUAUUUCUGAGUUUUUAAAGUUCUUAAUUAUCCUUUAAAAAUUGUUGAGCUACUGGGAAUGGAAUAAGAAUUUCUUAAUACUAAUCAUACACAAAGAUUGUGUCACAAUUUUUUGUUAUUAUUAAGGUACAUUUUGUAAAUUUGUUAUGGUUUGUGUUAAGUGUAAAAAAAAAUUCUAAGUAUUAUUUUGAGAACCAUUUAUCUUGUACAUAUAAGCACAUCACUUAAUUUAUUAUUAUGUACUAAUAACUGGGCUUACUGCCAGCUGCUAUCAAAGAAGUGGUUUGUUACAAGUUUAAGUAAAGUUAAUCUGUAUUCAAAAAUGCAUUGCAUUACCUGAGAACAUGACCUGUGUGUUUUGCACCUUAGGCUUACAUGCACUUCCUGAAACUGAUAAACGUACUCAUCAACCAAAGUACUUACAAAUUUGUUUUUAAGAAAAUUUAAGCUAAAAUUUUUUUUGUUUAUAUGAGUUGAUAAUAAUGUUAUGUUUUGUACUAAUUUUUAUUUAUCCUUGAAGUACUCAAAAACAUGGACUAUUUUUUUGUAGAGAAAGCAUAAAAAACUUUUCUUUAUAACCAUAUCUGCCAUUGGCACCACUACUAUUGAUAUGUAUAGUUAUGAUAGCUGUCUGUGCAUGGGUGAGAAAGGCUAACUGAUAGGGCUGUGCGAACGUUCGAAAUUUCAAAUUCGAACCGAACUUUAAAAUAGUUCGGUUCAAGUUCGUGUCAACAAAUUUGGGUUCGGGUUCAUUUUUUAUGACACUAGAGCUUGUUAGUUUCCACAUUUUAAAAAUACCCACAAUCCACAUGUAUGGUUUUAUUAUGUAAAAUGGACACUCAUACAUACAUGUAAAACACGGUAAUUUCGGGCAACAAAAAAAUAGCGGAUAUAAAAAAAUUACUACGCACGUUAACCAUUUCAUUAGCUAAAGCUGUUUGCAUGAUUAAGUAAAGUCAUUGAACAUUUGCAAUAAUACUAAAAAUUCACUUGCAGAAUAAACUUGUUUAAGUCUUCGAAAGAUUUUAAUAAAAACGGAGUUCAAUUUAUAUGUGUAAGCUACAUUUUCUAAGCACAGAGCACUAAAGACGUAGAAGUAGCAACACUAGGAUAGUGGGAUGCCAUAUUGUUUACGUUGAGGCUAUGUUCCAACGGUAGAACUUCCUUUCGCCGACGCUUCAACUGGUCAAUACCUAUACUGUGUUUUAUCGUAUAAUCGUCGCACAUUUUAUACUACAAUUAAAUUUUAAAAAUAGAGGUGCAAUUUUUCUGUGGAAAAAUAAAUCACGUAAAGUUAUUCAUAAAAAGAAAACCUAUUCAUGGAAAGUACGUUUAUUUAAAAAGUAGAGUAUACAAAAGCAUGACAAAUUAUUUAAAUUAAUAAGUUAUGCCAAAAAAAAUUUUUUAUGCUUAACUUUAAAUAGAAAAACAAUACAAAAAUCACGUAAAGUUAUUCAUAAAAACAGAACCUAUUCAUGGAAAGUACAUUUAUUUAAAAAGUAGAGUAUAUAAAAGCACGACAAACUAUUUAAAUUAAUAAGUUAUUAUAAGAAAAUUUUUUUCCUUAACUUUAAAUAGAAAAACGAAACCCGUGACCCGAAUGUCAGUGGGAACUAACGAUAACUAUCGUUCCAGUACUCACCACGAAAGAGUGCGGGCUAUCAAAUGUAAUUAACUCUGGAAAAUACAGAGCGCGCGCAUGCCAUGCGAUCUGCGAGCUAUCGAUAUCGACAUCCGACGAUAUGCGCGCGCUCAACAUAGUAAUCAACAUAACCAAACAUGAACUAACGCUGGCUAUGGUUUUAUACUCGAUACAUAGCGGUGACGAAAACGAAUAGAUAAAAGUUAAAAUGUAUGCAAACGUCUUUAAAAUAACAUCCACACGUGACACAAUUUUGUAUUUCUGCAAGUUAAAUUAGUAACAGGUAAAAUCUAAAUUAAUACUAAAUUACAACUUUAAAAUACAUUGUUUUAUUUGGGAAAACUACCUACACAAAGCCCUCAGAAUCUAACAGCGGGACCAAAAACAUAAUGUGACUUUUCUGCGAUAAUUAUUUUUUCUUAAAAUUUUGACGCCCUAAAAUAAUGGUGCAACGAUUAUGCCCACGCGACGAUUACGUGAUAAAAUACUAUAUUUGACGUUCCGGGUUACGGACGACCAGUAUAAUCGGUAGUAAGGGAACACAACCUGCUUUUGCUUACGUUUGUUUGUGUUCAUUCCAGAUGUAUGUGUACAUAAUAUUAUCAUAUUGGAUUAAAGUUCGGUAUUAAAUUCACAUUAUUCAUACACUGCACCCGAGAUUAAAGCAUUUUUGUUUUAUAAGAAAUAUAUAUGGUGCAUUAACGUUAAUUUUGGGACACACAGUGCAAGUCGACUAUUGUUAGGACUGCCCACAUGUCAGUAGAAUAUUUAUGUGAAUUGUUUCUUUAGGUAAUAAACUUUAUUAAAUGAAUUAUUAAAUAAAGCAAUGGAAAAAAACCAGGAGCCACAAUCUUUUGCAAGUAUCUGGCGGCAUUUUGAAAAAAAAUAAAAGUGAACAAACAACUAAAUGUCAUUAUUGUCAUCAAAAGUUAAAAGCACCAACUGGUGCAACCUCUACCUUGGCCAGACAUCUAAAAUAUGCCCACCCGGCAAAAUACUCGUCAUUUGAAACAGAAAGGGAACUGUCAUGUACUCAGAAAUUAGCAGCACAUAAGAGAAAAGAUGCAAGACAACCUAAUUUAGAUAUAUUUCUCCAAAAGAAACCUAAAUUGCCAGCAGAUCAUCCAAAAACAAAAAUGUUUGACAAUAAAGUAGCCAACCUUGUCUGUGGGAAUUUUUUGCCAUACAGUUUUGUUGACUCUCCUCAGUUUAGAGAUUUAAUGACUGAAGUGAUUCCAGAAUAUCAGGUACCAUCCUGGACAACACUUACAAGAAGAAUCAUUCUAGAAAUGGUGGAAAAGGCUACAAAAACCAUAAGUUUAGAGUUGGAUGAGGCUCUACCUGAACUGCAGUCAAUGUCUGUAACAACAAAUUUAUGGACAUCAAGAGCACAAGACAGCUAUUUGUCCCUCACAUGUCAUUACUUGACAAGUGACUUCACAUUGAAGAAUCAAUUACACCUUGGCCACUAACCAUUUCCCAGGACGUCACACCAGUGAAGCUAUCCAGCAAAAACUCUCUGAAAUUAUGGAAAAGUAGAACAUCUCGCAAGGAGGCAACACCAUUUCCAUUUACGUAGUUUCUGAUAAUGCAAGAAACCUGGCUGCAGCUGUUGCCAUGUCAUCAUGGGAACACAUUUUGUGUUUUGCCCAUUCUUUACAGCUUGCAGUGAAUGAUGCAAAGAACAGUGUAGUUGGGAUGAAGAAUGUGUGUGCUAAAGGUCGUUCUAUUGUCAGCUGCUACCAUAGGAGUAUUCAGGUACCAAAGUGUUUCCAUAUACAUUAUUUAUUUUAUCUUCAUAUUAGCGUUAUCCUUGAUUACUUUGGUUGCUGGCAUUACAAUACUAGGUAUUUGUAUGUUAUAUGUGCAAUUGUGCAGGCAUCAAGUAACUUAGAAUGACUUCAAAAACAAAUUAACAAGCCAAUUCACGAACUAAUACAGGCUGUUGAAACACGCUGGAACAGUGAAUAUUUGAUGCUUGAACGUCUGAUUGAGCAAAGAGAGCCUGUUUAUGCAGAACUGUCUUCAUCAGGCAAAGUAGAUGGCUUUACUAACUCUGAGUGGAAAUUAGCAUCAGGUAAGUAUAAUUUACAAUAGGUAACUUAAUAUUUUCAUACAUUUUCAUGCACUUUAUUUCUGCCUUUACCUUAAAUGUCAUUCUUCUUAUUAGGCUUAUACGCAGCAUACCAAGUUUACACUUAAGCUUAUAACCUUACAUAAAAAAUUAUUUGAUGAAAAAUUUCUUAAAAAAUGAUUAUUACAUGUAAUUUUUUUUUAUUUACAGGGUAUGUUCUCUUUCUGAAACCAGUAUAUGAUGCAACAAUAGAGAUGAGCUCAGAACGCUACCCUACGAUAAGUAUGGUGAUACCCAUACUUCAUGGCAUUAUAUCUGUACUCAGAAGCCUUGUGAAUCAGUCACAGUCAGGCAUCAUGUUCGGCAAGGAACUUUUGAAGGCUAUCAAAUUUAGAUUUCCUAACUCAAAGGGAAUCAAUGAAUACACAUUUUCAAUGAUUUUAGAUCCUCGCUUCAAGGAAGUACUGUUGGAAUGUCAUAAAAAAUCCCUAAUGAUUACAAAAAUGAAGCAAGAGAUUUUAAAACUAAUGUCAGCUGAUUCUGAAAAUAGAUCUCCAAAGCCAUCAUCAUCAUCAUCAUCAUCAUCAUUAUCAUCAUCAUCAUCAUCAUCAUCAUCAUCCAUCCAUCCAUCCAUCCAUCCAUCAUCCAUACAUCAUCCAUCCAUCCAUCCAUCCAUCAUCCAUCACCCAUCACCCAUCAUCAUCAUCAAUCACCCAUCAUCAAUCACCCAUCAUCACCCAUCAUCCAUCAUACAUCAUCCAUCAUCUCCAAUCAUCAAUCAUCAUCAUCAUCAUCAUCCAUGAUGAGUACUGACAACACACCCCAGACAUUGUCUAUUUGGGAAAGUUUUGACAAUCUCUCUGAAAGUAAAUCAAGCACGAGUGAUGGAAUUUCUGUUGUUUUUCAAAGAGAAAGCUCAUCGCUCUCUUGAUCCUUUGACGUGGUGGCAAGGUAAUAAAACAAUAUACCCACGACUUGCACUGCUUGCACUCAAGUAUUUAGGUAUUCCUGCUACACAAGUCAGCAGUGAACGUGUCUUCUCUGCAGCUGGAAAUGUAGUUUCGAAUAGACGGGAAUCACUGACCCAGUUCCAUGUUGAAGAACUUACAUUCUUGCACGAUUUUAUAAUAAAGAAGUAAAGAAAACUAAUGAACUUAUGUUGAGUACUCAUGUUAUGCCUGAAUUUUUUUUUCUAUUUUAAAGUGUAAACUAUUAUUACUUGAAAAAAUAACUUUAAAAACAAUUCAAAUAAAUGUUACUUUUAUUACUCAAAGUUCGGUUCGAGUUCGAUUUCGGCGAACUUCAAGACCAAUAGUUCUAGUUCAGUUCGAACUUGAAAAUUGCAGGUUCGCACAACCCUACUAACUGACCAUGUAGUGUGCUGUCCAUUCAUAUUAGUCUUUGUUAUUAUUUCAGUGAUAUUGUUUUCUCAAUCUAUUCUAGGUACAGUAAAACCCUGUUGUUACAUAUGACCUCUCAGAUAAGAGUAAAAAUAUAAGGGAUGUCAGAAAAACAUUUUGGACUGACUUUCACACACACACACUCACACACACACACACACAUGUGCACGCAUGUGCACACACACACACACACACACACAUGCGCACGCAUGUGCACACACAAAAACACACAAAUGCAUGUACACACACACACACACUCAUUUUUUUUUCAUUUCAAACAUGUCUCAUUCAUCACAGCCUUGAUUCAGGAGGCAGUCAGAAGUGGCAUGAGUAAUGCAGUCUAGAGGCCGAGCAUGUAGUUUUUUUAACCAAGCUCUUCCGUAGCUGUCAGCAGUCGUAAGGGCUUGAAGUUACAGCGGAUGUAGUACAAAACAGCCGAUCAACAGGGCUUAUAGAGAUUUACCAAUUAAAGAUACAAAAAAUUUAGCACAUACUUUUUUCUUCAUAGUUAAAUUUGCAAGUUUUAUUCUAUGCAUUUGUUCUCUAGGUGCGCCAUUUCAAAAAUAAUUUAGCUGAGAAAGUUGUAAAAUCAUAAUUCUUACAAUUAUAGCCUAUUUUUGUAGGAAUUUCUAUUAAAAAUAAAAAUAAAAAAUUCAUGUAUUAACUUCAAAUUGUUACAAAUGGCAUUAUUUUUUGAGUUUAUCGUGAUCAAGAAAUUUUCAGAUGUCUAGUAACAACAGAAGUAAACAGUGAGGGUAGUGCAUCCAAGAGCAAGCAAUAUCAAAAUGGUUCACUACCAGGUGCUGGUUGGUGGAAAAACAUGCUUGCACCAUGGAACCGUUAUCUGGGGGUUAUUCUAAAUUUCUCGUUUAUUCUAUUGUAUGCUUUCUAUGCCGAUUCCAAUGUACUGCUCGCUUGCUGGUCAGAAUAAAUCAUUUUUACCAACAAGUGUUUAAAAUGUUAUUCUAAGUGUUCUAUCGGUAUGAGGGUCCGCUGGCUCUGCAAUGUUUUGAUCUAAAGAUUCUCUUCGGCCUCCCCAUCUCGGACAUUCCAGACAAACAACAUGGUGACACUAAACAGCCGUUAAAUCUUCAUAAUUUAUCACUAAAACAUAGCUAUUUAUGUAAACUCUAUGCUUGAAAAUUGAUAAUAUAUUGUAAAAAUGUGGAACACCGUAUGCUAUUUAUAAUACCGUGUUUUAAAUGAAAGAAACAUCUAGUGUUUGUUUAGCACGAAAGGAGGGAAAUUCAGAGUGAAGUUUUCCGCUGAAUGACAAUAAAUUAUUCUAUGUAUCUACACGUGUGCAUUCGGGUUUGAGUAAAAUGGCAUUGGUCUUAGGAAAAAUAUUGUGCAGUUUACACAAUGAACAUCUUGCUUAAUUAAAUAAUACACAAUAGCUCAAUUUUUUUUAAUGUCUGAAUGGUAUUAAAGUACAACAGUGUCUUCAUGGCUACUAGGAAAAUUUGUACAUUAAACAUUGAAUCACUUAAAGAAUUAGUUUUCAAAGUUAAAAUAGAAUACCAAUAACCAUAAAUAAUUACACGAUUAUUCCAAAGCAUACUAUGCAUUUUACAUUUGAUUUUGUAUUGAAGUAAUGACAAAUUAACAUAGGUUGAUUCACUGCUGCAUGAGACUUUUGGGCUUGGCUCUCCAACAAAUUGAAUUUUCUUUAGUCUUCAAAGUGAUUUAGUAUUCAUUAUCAUUCAUAAAAAUAAAAAGGGGAAAAAAUUAUGUGGCUUUUUACUAUAUUCGACUACAGACUAGACUAAAGAGUUUAGUUUAUCACGCUUUACUUUAUCAGUGCUAUCUACGGUAAUCUUGCAUGGCAAAAUAAACCCUUUUAACUAAAUUGUUUGAGUAAUUAUGAAGUAAUUUGAGCAUAGUUUAUAACAAAAAUAAUGUUAAAAAGUUAAAUCUUGAAAAUAUUAAUUAUAAUGAUAAAAAUAAAAAUAAUAUCACUAAACAAUGUCUGAGUAUACUGAUAAAGCUAGGCCAGACAAGGUUAACAAUUAAUAUUCUAAGUACAUACUUUAAAAAAUUUUGAAGUCUUAAAUUGUUUGCACAAAAAUUAAUCUACUUAAUUAAAAAAAAAAUUAUUAGGAGAGAUUACAACAAAAAUUUUGGCUUUGGGUCACAACGCCAUGACAUAACCCACUUCACCACUUCUACCUUAGAGGAGUGGGGCGAGAAAACAGUAUGUGUUAUAAUUAUUUGUGUAUACUGGAAUAGGUAAACAGAAAUUUGUAAAUGUAUUUAAAUUUACUUUAAGAAUGAUGUAAGAAUUGUAUAAACAGUGAAUGAGUGUAUAUCCAGUUUACAGUUAACUAUUGGCACCACGCUUCCAAUUCCCCAUGUUUUAAAGCGAGUGGUUGAUCAUAAAGUCAGGCUCUCCGAUGGGUGGCCAAAGAGAAUCGAAACACUUCAUGUAACUAAGAAUACCAAACACGUGAAAUCUUCCGAUAAUCAAUAUUUUAAGAUCGGGAACUCCUUUCCGAGUAACUUAGAAUAAACCCCCUGGGAAAGUAGAGAGGAGAGUAUCAAACAGGGGUAGGGGGUUUCUACUGUGCCACAUUCACUACAGUGUUAGCCAAGAGAAACAUCCAAACAUGCUUCCAAUGAAUUUUUGGCUGUUUUCCUUCAUAUUUUUUUACUUGUUAACAUAAAUUUUUCCACGGAAUCUUGCAAAGGGGUCAUAAUAAAUGGGGUCGUAGCAACAGGAUUUUACUGUGUGUAACUUUAACUUCUACAGGAAGGUGGCUGCAAACUAGAUACUAGCAACCCAAAAAAUUCAAAUUAAUUGGUGAAAAUUUUCACCCCAAUUUUGGUGCCUGCAUGUUUGUAUUCUUCUUAGAGUUCAACUUCUUAUUUAAGGGAUUUUUCCAUAAAACAUCUGCUGGUAAAAGAACAAACACAUUUCCAUUUCAUCAACCUUUCCUAAAAUCACCAUUGUUAGAGAUGUGAGUUUAUAAAAUGUUCAGUCAGUGUAUUUUCUUUUUUGCAUUAACUUUUAACUAUAGGAUAAUGAGAUUUGCAUACAAUAAUCACAUACUUGCAAAAUAAGAACCAUCUGUGUUCAAGUUAAUUACAUACUGUAUUACAGUGGCUUCCACUUGUAAAAUAUAGCAGUUGUAUCUAUUGAUAACUGCAUUUUUUGUAUAAUUUUUUUUUUUUUUUUUAAUUUUUGGAGAAGUCAAGUUAAGGUAUUUGUGUACCUGCCAUGCAAUGUUUUAGUUUUAAUGUUUUAAAGUUGGAGAGAUACAUCAGGUCACACAUAAGGGACUCAAAUGUGGCCCAGCCCAUUGGCCAAAUGUUUGAGAUGGCCUACCAGUCAAACUAGCCCAUAUGGUGAUGACUGAUGAAGAACUUGGGUUGGAUUUCCUUCAGGAGCAGGAAAUUUUCAUAAUCUGAUUUGGUUGGGUUUGGUUUGAGUAAAUAAGUUAGUAUAUACAAUAUCCUGCCAAACCUUUUAAGUGUUAAGAUGCAUUUGGAAUCAUGUACUUUCUAAAUUAUAUUGUAUUUACUAUGUGAUCCAUCACCACAUCAGACACGUGACAUUCAACUUGAUGGGAAGCAGAUAGCAGCAUGGUCAGCACUACUAGUGCUUCAACAUAGAUAACACAGUACAAAUUUGGAUCCUACAGAAUUAUUAUUUUUUCUGUGUUCAAGAUAAGUUUUGUGGUUUGGAGCUUUGUAGCAGGGCUUUGACGUUUUAUAGUGGUACACAUGAAAAACAUUGAAAAUGGCAAGCAUUGGAACAAAGCCGUUUUGAAUCUGAUGAGAUUUCCUUAGUGGUUCAAGUGAUAAUACGUGCCUCCAUAACCAGAAAACGGUUCAGAAAUGGACGGCAGUUUUCUAUGAGUAAUGAUUUACCAAGCGCUACCAUCAUUACUGUAAAUAAAAAAAAGCCAAUAUAACUAGACAAAAAUCCAAAGGCACUCACUACUCAAGAAUUCUUUAACUGGCAACCUCAGAGCAUGAGCUUCUGUUCUCAGAAGUUUAGGACCUUAUCCACGUAUGCAGAAUGUCUUGCAAAAAUUUUAUACUUUCAAUUUUUUAGUAUUUUUCCCAGGAAAUAGGCUACAUUUUAAAAGCCCCAUUUUAAUAUGAUGCUCAGAAAAUAUUGGUUGGAAACAUAAGUUUAUGAAUGCCAAGCUUAUUUUACUUUGUGUAUUGUCAUGUGUAGAAUGCAGAAACCAUCAUCUAAUGGUCAAAAUGUAUUGUUAGUACUCAAAAUGUUUUAUGAAACGAUGCUAAAAUUCUACAUAAUAAAUAGCCUCCUAAAAUUUGAAGGCACAUUGUAUCUACAACUGGUACACAUCACCAUUAUGAUUCACAAAAUUGUUGUUCUGAAAUUUUUAUGAAGUUGCUAUAGUAAACAAAAAAACAUGCCUCACGAUUUUUUUGUUUGAAAACUAAACCAAGCGAUGUAUAGGUAUUCUCUGUUAAGCAGCAAUAGUUUUUCAAUAAAGUAAUACUAAUUAUUUCAAAUGUUCAUUAAGAAUAAAAUUCAUACAGACAAAAUUAGAAUGGAAAUUGGCAGAAAAGGAGAUGGAAUACCUAUCAAAAUACCAAAAUGUGAAUUGUAUUAUAAUGAUGUAAUGAGGGGAUUUAGGCAUUGGCCAGCUUUACAGUUAUUCAGAUGUGUAUAAAUGGCUACGAAAAACUUUAUCAUCAUUUUAGGUGUUUUCUGUACAAAUAAAAUAUUUCACUCUAAUGUGAUCAAGAAAAAUAUUGUGUAUCUCCAAUUUUUUCUUGGAUGUUACUGAGCAAAUGUUCGGAAAUGGAGAAAUGACAGACAACUGUAGAAGAGAGGAAUAAUUGCCAGGGAAAACACCAUCCACACUCCGUGCAAAUCUUGUGCGCAUGUGUCUAAGACAAUCCCCUUCAUUUAUACGUUUUAAUAGCAGCCAGUAGCAAGUUGUUAAGCAUCAUAAGCUGAAAGUAAAUGUAGUGAAUCUGAUUACUACUUCAAACAAUUCAGAGUUUUACUCUUUAAUCUCAAGUGUUUAAAAAAUUUCCAUGUGUAGAAAAUUUAUUUUUAAUAUUUGGUACAACAUUAUAUAGUAUAAUGAACUAUAACAAGCAGAUACAAUUAAUGUGAAAUGUAUUAAUUUUUUCAAUUGGCAAUUGCAUAAUUAUUACUAUAAUGAGUCUAAAUGGUGAUUUAAAUAGCAUUAAUGUACACAUAAUUGAAAUAGGGUAUUUUAUUGACAUACAUGAAGGUUGUAAAUGCUAACACGUUGAAGCUAAAAAGAAAGGAAUGCUAGCAUCAGAAAAGCUUGGACAAGUGUGGCCAGCUAUCAAGACGUAUUUGUCAUUUCAUCACAAAACUACUUAACUAUAGUUUAUCCCACAAACAAGUGCACUUUUCUGACAGCUGCAAUGCUAGCUUUGAUUUACAAAACCCUGUAUCCGCUGACUUCACAAGUGAGUGACAGUAGAACAAUAUUGGCAGUACUGCCAACCCUAGCCAUUACUGGUACCGCACAGUGAACCAUGGAGAAAUAUGUGAGUGAAAAACUGUUUUUGAUGAAAGUUAAAAGUGUCUGUGAAUGUUAAAAGUGUUGGUGCAUUUAAGUGGUAAUGAAACAGCUAUUACUGUGUGCGAGACGUUUAUUUUUGCUAAAAAUUUAACUUUGUUGGUUUCGAAUGAAAUUCAGUAUAUGUGGAUUGUUUAUUUUUCACUUCAUUUUUCACUUCUACCUUCUAGCAGGCUUUGCGGCCCCCGUGCAAGUGGAGUAUCUAUUGCAAUGUUGUAGGGUGUUUACAUAAUAAGCUAAGGUUGUGUUUUGUUAGAAUAAACAAAACUAUUAUUUAUGAAUGACCAAAAUAGUAUUUGUUUUUUAACUGUACUUGUUGGAGUAAUCGUGGGAUAGAAAUAUAUGUUUGCUGAAGCAUGUUUAUAUGAUGAGAAAACAAAAAAGCCUUUUGUGGCGGGAAUGUGACUUGGCAACAAAACAAUGCAACUUUAAAGGUGUAUAAUUUGGAUAAAAAAUUUAUAUUGGUGCACAUUUAAAUAUAUGUAAAGAGUUACUGGGCCUAUAAACUAAGUAGGAAUGCGUGUUUAUUGUCUCAAGGUUAAAAAACUUUUUCUGUUGUUUUUUUUAUUAUUAUUAAAAUGUUAAUCUGUACACUUGCUCCUUGAAGUAAUGUUGUUCAAUUUGGGUGGUUUUGAAGUAAUGACGCCAAUAAAUUGCUGCAUGAUUUGAAGUAGCGCUUUUUUCUUUUACUUGAAUUUUUAUUUCCGUGCGCACACAAUGGCGACAGCACUUGUGUAGCAUUAAAUACAACACAAUACAAUACAAUAAUGUGAAGAAUCAACAAACAAUAUUUGGCUCUUUCCUUAGUAGCUGUUCACUUCCUUCAUUGUAAUUUAUCUCUGACGGUGGCCCAAAUUUUCAGCCAGUGUUUAUAUUACACCAUCCCGUAUGUCAGCAGCAGCUCUGAAGAGAAAAGCCAGAAGCUUUCAGGGCUAGUUUACCUCGUGCUUCAAGAUGCACUAGUGGCAAAUCAUGGCAGACACACAUUUAGUAAACAACAGAGUGGGGAAUUAUGUUAACAGGUUAAAUAAUCUCUCUAAUAAUAGAAAACAUUUAGUUUAAGAUUUUUUAAAUAUAUCUCCUAUAUUAAUAAAAUUAUUUUUUUUUCUACUCAGAAACGUUGUUAGAGCCUCUUAGAAAUGUUAUGCCCAAGCCCUAUUAUGUAAAUACAGUAAGUCCUCUAUUUACGUCGUACCGAUUUACGUAGUUUCGGAUUAACAUCGCUAAUGUUUGAGUACUCAUGUUUCAAUUUAAGUUGUCGCCGAUUCACAAUAACGUCGUUUACAAUGACCGUAAAUCUUUAUUUUAACCAAAACACCGUAUAUAAUUCGUUUAUAAUUCUUUGUUUCCUUCGGUAGUUAAUUUAUGCUAUGUAGCGUAAGCUACACGUUCACCGCCUUAUCUUAUCAUACAUCAUGAGGGACGCUUCCUGCUCUUACGUACAGUAUGUACUAUAUAUCUGUUUUUAUAUUUCAAUCAAUAAAGGUAAUAAAGCAGCUGGUUAAAUAACCAUUCUAUAAAGCUGAGAAGUACUAGUUGAACUUGUUUCCCACGCUGUCGGUUGUCAUUUGCUGAUAAAAUUGCCCGUUGUCACGUCUGUAUGCCAGCGCUUCCAGCCGACCUUGGGCCGUGGCCGGCCGGUGGCAUGAAACAUGGCUCAUUUUGCGUCGUUUCUAUUUACGUUGCGGUUUUCAGGAACGUAACCCCGACGUAAACCGAGGACUUACUGUAAUGCAGUCCGUGAAUUUUUUAAAUUUAAUUUUAGGUUGUUUAUUCUCAAAAUAUUGCUCAACAUUUUUUCAAUGUAUUUAGAUAUUUAUUUGUAAUGUAAAUUGAUUUUAGUGGGAAUAGUUUCUUGAUUAAAGUGUUUGUCAGCAAGCACACUUACCUGAACUAAAAACGAAUUAUUUUAAUCAGCAUACACUCAUCUUAUGGGGAAAAAAAAGUAUUUGAUUUGCACAGUUUUAAUUAUUGUUCUGUUUUCCUGAAACAAAUUUGGGCGUUACUUCGAGGGACGGGUGUAUUUAUUUUACAAAAAAUUAAGUCAUAUUAAUAUAAAAAUUUUCUUUCCGAGCAGUUACAUUUUGUAACAAUGUCGUAUCAACUUAUUCUUGAACAAUUGUUUCUUAAUAAAAGUUCUAUGGGAACAUGUGGUUUUUGCAUAUGCUGCUGCCUUUCCUGAGAACAUUUACUGACAGUAAAUAAAUGCAUUCUUUAGAAUUAUGUCCUUCCCCAAAAUCCCUAAUAUCUGUUGUGAGUUCCCUUCUCUAACGACCUUGCUGACAAUUAGGUGGAGAGCUUAAUUAAAGGAAAGGAUGUUAUUUUGGUUGGACAUGAAUUUUUACUCACUCAAUUUUAGUACAGAAUUACAGUUAACGCUAAAAACUGUUUAAAAUACAUAAAAUAAUGGAAAUAUCAUCUCUUCCUUGUUAACUAAGUCAGCCUUCUGAAAUUAAAAAAAAAAGUCUUCAAUUUAUUUUAACCAAAACUAUAUUAAAUCAAAAACUAAACAAGGGUACUGAAAGUCGUAUAUUGUAUUGAAAGCUUAACAAAUUCCUAUUUCCCAUUUACAUCUGUGGAGAAAGUAAUUAACUAUAAAACUGAAGAGUGUUCUUUGUAUUAUGUCAGAAAAGGCACUUAUUUGAGGGCUAGACCAUAUAUAUUUUCUCAUAAAGCUCAGCCAAUAUUUGAAAUAAAAUGUAUUUGACUAAUUGCUACACAUUUCAUUGAGCAUCAUGAUUUUAAAUUGCAUUUACAAGUAUUUUUUGUUUUAAAAAAGGUAAUCAAACUUUCAGCUGGUCAUAAAUUUUGUGUGCAACCGAACAUCAAAGUACAAUGUUUGAAAGUGCCUACUGCCAAUAGUAAAGAAAGAGGAUACUUAUAAGCAAGAGAAUAUAAAAAUUUGUAAAUUGAAAAUUGAGGUUCCACCAGAUACAGAAAAAUUUACAAAUGUAAAUGUAACAAGAAAAAAUCCUACAGCAAGUAGAAGGAUUCGUAUCUAGGCUAUUAAUACUUUUAAAGCCUAAUAUUUUGUUUGUUAAAAAUGAAAAUAGCUAAAAAUUUGCUUUGUAGGCAACAUUAUUCAAAUAUAAAAAGGCACAGUAAAAAAAUUUCUCAGAGUCACUAUUUAAGGAAAUUAGUGUUCAAAAUUUUUUGUCACCGGUAGACUGACCUCCCACCACUAAUGCCAAGGCCAUCUUGUUUUUGUCUGCUCGAGGCCGUCAUAUUGAAUCCAGCAAUAUUCUUUUCAUCUGCUACAGGGUGCUGCCGCCAUUAGUUUAAAUAUUAUCUGCUAGAGUGCCUUGCACUUGGAAUAUUUGCUAAUGCUUUGCCACAGGCUAUACAGUUUAAUUCUGGUUAAUGCACAACCAGUCUGUCACAAUUCCUGAUGUGUCUUUUCAAUCUUCCAUACCGUAGAUAGAGGUAUCUUUGCACCACUUUUUGGCAUUUCCACAAAAUAAUUCCAAACAUAAUAACUCUAGAGGCAUGGAAAAAUCAACGAGCAUACUUCCUCAGAAGUAUUAUAAGUACAUGGGUUAAAGUUUUUUUAUUUUAAUAAAAAGCAGCUAAAAAAAUUUAUGAAAACGGUGCAAAGUAACACUGAAAGUGGGCCAACAUUGCACCAGGGACACUUUUCCAUAAAAACUGCAUACAUUUACCAAAUUGGUGCAAAGAAGAACAGCUCUACUUUAUAUAAUUACAUAAAAUGUACAUUACGAAUAAAAAAAUUGCAAAAUGCAACAAUGUAUUACUCAUAUUAGAUGGAACAUGGCAUUUUCGUGCUCAUGAAAGUUCUGGAACAACAAAAAUUCCACGGGCAGAUAUUUGCUUUGGUUUUCUUAUAACUUCUAAAAUAUCGUCCAUAUCAUACCAGAGUUCAUAUUUUCUUUCAGGCCACUUCCAAUUGUUUUUAGACUUGCACAUUACACUCACUUCAGCGCCAUUAGUGCCAAUGCGCGUCACCACUCCUGGAUACAUUAUAUUCAUAUAACUUACAACAACAUAGUCGCCAACAGUCAUGUUUUCAAUGCUGGUUGAAAUAUGCUGGCUUCCAACAGAUGAAUCGCUGCCGUUCUCAUGAUUUAAAAGAACACAACUCUCUUCUGAAUCACUGUCAGCACUGGAAACAACUUCUUCCGUCUGUAUUUUUUUCCUCUUCUGUCGUUGCUGAAUUGUUGGUUGGGAAUUCUUUUGACGGGCUAGCUGAACUUCUUCAUACGACACACUUUUCCCCACUUCAACAGGCAACUUUUUCUUUCUUGGGGUACGGGCAAUACCAUCUGCAGAAUUUUCACCACCCCUAGAAUUUGUAGCAGCAUGUCUUUUCUCUUCCAGGUAAUCAACAAAGCACUGAAUAAUAUUAGGUGACACUUCAGCAUAUGACUUUGCCUCAGGAAUUCGAGCAAAAACAUUUUCUGGCCCAAAUGGAAAUAUUCCUGCUUUUCUGAAACAAGACUUCAAUUUGGCUGGGAGUGUUUCAGCUAGAUGAUCCAUAAGCUUAUGAAGGAGACGUGUAAAUUUAUUUUUUGUAACUGUGGUGCAGUGUCUGCCAGAGGGAGUUUUUUUCCAGUUGUCAAGAAUGUGUCGCCAUGCAAUUUUCAUAGGUCGGAAAACACUGACAUCAAGUGGCUCAGUGAGGUGUGUAGAAUUUGGUGGCAAACAAAUGAAAGAGAUGUUCUCUCUGCACAACUGCAACACACAUAGGUUCAAAUGACUGCUUAAAAAUUCUCCAAUUAGCAAUUUUCUUCCUUCUUGUUUUUUAAUUAUAGGCAGCAUUAAGGUCUCGAACCAUUCGUGAAACGAUUCGGUGUCAAACCAUCUACUUUUGGUUCUAUUGUAUCUUGCAUUUGAAGGCCCACCAAUCGUCCAUAGAUCCCACAUUUUUUCAGCUUUGUAGUUUACAUAGGGGGGUGCCAUUUCACCAGAUGCAUUCCCACAAAACAUGAUUUACGUGUUUGCUUUUAAAGAGUUACACAGCCUUUCUGGAUAUUUAAUUCCACGUUUAGUCAACACUUUUUUUGCAUCCGGAUCAUCGACCAAACACGUCUAAUCGUAAUUCCAAAUAUUCACUGCUGGAAUACCCUCCAACUGUUUUUCCAGAUUAUUGAAAUAUGGUUGAAUUACAUCUCUGCUGACAGAUGCCAGCACAAGUUUUAUAUUGCUGCUGACUCUGAGUUAAUUCAGCAUGCCUUCGUAGAAAUGCUGAAGCUCAGUCAACCCCAGGAAAGUUGUUCUUAAAUUCUUUCACUUUUCGCCCUUGUUGAUCCAGGUAGCUUUUAGCAAUGCACCUGAGGUCAAACUUAUCCACCGGAAAACCAAAUUCACUAACAGCUUUAAUGUGUUCAACAAAAGCAAGUUCUUCAUUGAUAGAGAAAACUUCUGGCUGUCCCGGAUUCUUCAUAUGUAAAUCCUUCAAUUUAUAAUUCAAUGUUCGCCGUGGAAUGUUACCUAUAUUGAGCAGCUGCUUGUCGCUGCGAAAUCCUGCCAGUCCGAAUACUGUUAAGUGCUUCUUCCAGUUUUUCAUUUGUAUAAUUGGCAUAAGACCUUGCACCAACUUUUCUUUUGGGGUUUCUCCCCAUUUUCCCGUUGUAAUUAAACCUGGAAACAACAAUUAAGUGGAUUACUUAAUAACAGCAUGUUGCUGUUACUGAAAAAACAAAUAAAUAACUUGUUUGGUUAUGUUCAGUUAAAUUAAUUUCUUAAAAUAAAUUUUUUAUGAAUCAUACAUGAAUUUAGUAACUUUUAGACAAUUUCCAAUUUAUUAAAUUGUUUUAUUUUAUAAUAUGUUUAUCACAACAGUUAAAAUUGGUCUGUGACAAAUUUAAAAAGUUUGAAAUACUGUCCUUCGGUAUAAUUAUUAUCUUAUAUUUAUAGGCCAGAAUGGUUGGUGCCAUCUACAAUAAAACAUUACAAAAUGGCUACCUACGAAAAACAUGUAAUGUAAAAACAACCCAGCCAAUCGUUCCAAAUUCUUCUGUUUGUUACUCUAGGUUGCCUCUAUGGAAUUUACUAACUUUUAUUUUUAAAUCUAUGAUAAUGUCAGUGGUGCAAAGAUAACCUGUAAACUAAUCAAUAUUUGUUUUAAUUGUUGCAAAAAAUGUCCAUACUGCCAGAUUAUAAAAGUAAUACAUGUGAUUGUUUAGCAGACACUAUAAUAUUAGACAGCACAUUAAUUUUUUAAUUUAUAUUUACCGUGAUAUCAGCCAAACAGAAAAGUUUGCAGGUUUAACAAAACAACUGUAUUCCUACAUUUGAGGAUUAAAAAAUCUAAAUGGCGGGAAACUUCCAUGGAUAUGUUUAACUCUCCAUAAAAUAGUAGUUUGUUCACUAGGACAAUGGGAAAAAAUUAUUUGGUACCGAUGGAUAGCUCUCUAAAGGAAUUUAAAACUGAAAUUAUUUUGAUGUAAAAUGUAGGUGGUGCAAAGUUGUACUUAAUAUGCAAAGAUACCCAGUUUACGGUAGUGUAUGAACUGGCUACAACACAUGUUGCACUGAUAUUUAAUGCGUUCUGAGUUAUUAUUACAACUGUGUACCUAUAACGUAAUCACGAAUUUUAAGUUUUUGAUGUCACAGUACAUACAGUUGUGUGAUAGAACAAUGUAAUUUGCUGCUUCCUUUAUCGUUGUCACCGGGAUCGGCGUUGUUUUCGACGUUACUGCAGUCAGAGUUCCCAAAGUUGAUGGAAUUAUUAUUACUGUUGUUGUAGGUGAUAGGUCAGAAUG
Messenger RNA from Bacillus rossius redtenbacheri, 19625 nucleotides. It is a transcript of the gene SppL, whose product is annotated as signal peptide peptidase-like 3. NCBI's taxonomy places the organism in Eukaryota, Metazoa, Arthropoda, Insecta, Phasmatodea, Bacillidae. Gene Ontology annotation, biological process: membrane protein proteolysis. Bases 367 to 1560 code for a protein of 397 amino acids. The transcript has 12 exons. Gene Ontology annotation, molecular function: aspartic endopeptidase activity, intramembrane cleaving. Gene Ontology annotation, cellular component: cytoplasmic side of endoplasmic reticulum membrane; lumenal side of endoplasmic reticulum membrane; Golgi-associated vesicle membrane. The record is from RefSeq and is a predicted model, not a curated record.